This is a messenger RNA of Cyclocybe aegerita, 1632 nucleotides long. The record is from the annotation of a GenBank genome assembly. Lineage: Eukaryota; Fungi; Basidiomycota; Agaricomycetes; Agaricales; Hemipholiotaceae.
AUGUCCUUGAAGGCCGAACUUGAAACAUGGGCCGCCGCCCUGAAGGCAUAUGACGAGGAGGACUUCGAGAAGGCUUUGGACCUGUUCUCUCGAAUCGCUGAUUCCUCGAAGAUUCUCACUAAUAUGGGCCUCAUUUAUGCGACAUUGGGCGAACACGAGGCGGCCGUAGAGCGCUUCAUCGAAGCCACCAACUUAGACCAAUAUCUGGCCGUUGCUUAUUUCCAGUGCGGGGUUUCCAACUUCCUACUCGCGCGCUAUGAACUAGCGCACAAAGAUUUUGAGGAGGCGCUCUUGUAUUUGAGAGGAAAUCAGGCCAUAAACUACGAGCAGCUUGGACUCAAAUUCCGUCUUUUCUCUGCUGAGGUCCUUUUCAACAAGGGUCUUUCGCAAAUCUACAUGGGUCGCCUGCAAGAAGGUAUCGCAGACAUGGAAGAAGCCCGGAGAGACAAGGCCACGGACGAGCAUAACGUUAUUGAUGACGCUAUUCAAGACCGCGGUGAAGGCUAUACAGUGUUUAGCAUUCCCGUUGGUGUCCUGUACCGUCCAUCGGAGAAGAAACUCAAGAACUCAACACAGAGAGAUUACAUGGGCAAAGCCAAACUUGUGGCCUCGAUGGAUCCCAGUGAUGCAUAUACAACUUUCUCGGGUGUCACACGUCUGAAACAAGGAAUAUCGCCUGCUGGAUUGCGACUCGAUCGGCCAGAUUUGUUGGAUGAUGCUCCGUCAAGCGGUCUCCUACGCAGCGCAACCGUACCCCCGGUGUCAACUGCAAUAAAACCUGCAGAAGGUCCUAGAUCAGCUGGUGUUGAGCGCUCGAGGACCACCCCUGGCGGGCUAUCUGGCGCCGGAAGAGAACUCGGUGGUGGUAGACUAUCACCGAAGGCAACUAGUCCAGGUGCUGGUAUCACGAGGAGUAAUACUCAGAUCACCCCUGCUCGUCCUUCUCCCAACGCCAGCAUCGGCGGUCCAGUUCGAGGCUUGAGCGUCAGGAAGCCCGGUGCCUCUCCCAGCAAUCCACCUCCCCCGCCGUCUAAAGACAAAAACGACCGUCUUACGGAGUUCUAUGACGAUUACAUAGACUCUUAUGCUGCUGAAAGAGCCCCUCCUGUUCCUAAUGCACCACCACCAAGCGAUCGUGUCGGCGCCUGGGCUCGUAACAACGCCAAUCCCAACUAUCCUCCCCUCAGUCGUACGGGUUCGCGUAGUGCUCCCGGCAGUCAGUACGCUCCCAGUUCUUAUGGCGGCCCCGGAGGUUCUCUCAGACGGAAAGGAACGAGGCGGAACCCUCGGGCAUCCAGUCGCAUCCAGAGCACCUACGAAGAAGAGGAAGAGGGUUAUGGCAGCGGAGAAUAUGAUGACGGUCCUUUAGAACUCAGCCUUAUCCGCGUCAAGCUCCAUUACCAGGACGACACUCGUGGAAUGACCUUAUCCCCGGACACCCCCUUCCCUGAAUUCAUGGACAAGGUUGCGGCGAAAUUUGGCAAGGACCUCGGCCUCAAGUUUAAGGACGAAGAUGGUGGCAAAGUAACCCUUCGCGACGAGUCUGACUUCGAACUUGCUAUUGAGACCGCUCGCGAGAACGCGAAGGGUAAGGCUGAGGGCAAGUUGGAGAUAUGGUGUUCUGAUCUGUAG